This is a messenger RNA of Entamoeba invadens IP1, 1198 nucleotides long. Its product is annotated as Coronin, putative. The annotation marks the transcript as partial. The transcript has a single exon. Gene Ontology annotation, molecular function: actin filament binding. The record is from RefSeq and is a predicted model, not a curated record. NCBI's taxonomy places the organism in Eukaryota, Evosea, Mastigamoebida, Endamoebidae. Gene Ontology annotation, biological process: actin filament organization.
AUGUCCAAGAUUGUAAGAACCUCUAAGUACAGACACGUUUUCGGCACUGAGCCGAAAUUUGACUUGCAGUAUGCAGGGACCAAGAUGACCCGGUCUGCCUGGGAUUCAAACAUGGUCAGUUGCGGUGUGAAACAUUUCUCUAUGGUCUGGGACGUAGCUGGUGGAGGAGCUUUUGCUACAAUUCCAUAUGACAGACAUGGAAAACAAACUGAAGUCUGCUUGGCUUCUGGACACAAGGGCACUGUCUUGGAUAUUGAUUACAACCCAUUCAAUGAUGACUUGGUUGCUUCUGUUUCUGAGGAUUGUAACGUCUACAUCUGGUCGAUUCCUGAAGGAUGCCCACAAGGCAAUUUGACUGAUCCAGCCCAACUUAUCAAAGGCCACAAACGUAAAGUCGGCACUUGUAAUUUCAACCCAUGUGCUAGCAAUGUAUUGGCCACUUCCUCUGCUGAUGCCACUUUGAAGUUGUGGGAUAUUGAACAAGGUGAAGAAAUGUUCAAUAUUGGAGGAUUCACUGAUAUCGUGAACUCCGUCUGCUGGAACAAAAACGGAUCACAACUCGUCUCGACUUGCAAGGACAAGAAGAUGAGAAUCAUUGACCCAAGACAACAAACUAUGGUUGCUGAUGUUAUUGCUCACCAAGGCUCGAAAGGUAUGAGAUGUUUGUGGAUGACCAACUUCGACAUGAUCUUGACCACUGGGUUCUCUAGAAACGCUGAAAGAGAAAUGGCAUUCUGGGAUGAAAGAAACCUCGAGAAGCCAGUCGCUCAUCAAACCGUAGAUAACCAAUCCGGUAUCUUAAUGCCAUUCUUCGAUGCCGAUUCAUCCAUUCUCUACAUCGGAGGUAAAGGUGACGGAACCAUUUCUUACUACGAAGUCGUCAAUGAGAAGCCUUACUUCUACUUGUUGAACGUUUUCAGAGGUGAAAAGCCACAAUCAGGUUUGAACAUCAUCCCAAAGAGAGUCUGCAAUUCCACAAUCUGCGAGACUACUAGAUUCAUGAAAGUCACUAGAGAUGCUGUUAUCCCAGUCUCUUUCUGCGUCCCAAGAAAAUCCGAACUCUUCCAAGACGAUAUCUUCCCAAAUACUUAUGCCGGUAACCCAGUCGAAACCGCCGCUGAUGGAAGAAGUACUACUAAUGAACCAGACUGCAGCUUCACUCGCCCAGCUAUGUCGCUCCAGAAAACAGCAGCUUCAU